Messenger RNA from Naumovozyma dairenensis CBS 421, 1065 nucleotides. It is a transcript of the gene RFC2, whose product is annotated as replication factor C subunit 2. Gene Ontology annotation, cellular component: nucleus; DNA replication factor C complex. Bases 1 to 1065 code for a protein of 354 amino acids. Gene Ontology annotation, molecular function: DNA clamp loader activity; ATP binding; DNA binding. The record is from RefSeq and is a predicted model, not a curated record. The transcript has a single exon. Lineage: Eukaryota; Fungi; Ascomycota; Saccharomycetes; Saccharomycetales; Saccharomycetaceae. Gene Ontology annotation, biological process: DNA repair; DNA-templated DNA replication.
AUGUUUGAAGGAUUCAAUAAGACUAAAAAAAGAAAGCUUGACAAUACGGAAUCAUCCUCAUCCGCACUACACCAAUCCAAACCAUGGGUUGAGAAAUACAGGCCCAAACAAUUAGACGACAUUACAGCCCAAGGCCAUGCUGUCUCAGUGCUGAAGAAGACAUUACAAUCCGCCAAUUUACCUCAUAUGUUAUUUUAUGGACCCCCAGGGACAGGUAAGACCUCAACGAUCUUAGCGUUAGCUAAGGAAUUAUAUGGUCCUGAGUUAAUGAAAUCUAGAAUUUUAGAGUUGAAUGCUUCAGAUGAACGUGGUAUUUCUAUCGUGAGGGAGAAAGUGAAGAAUUUUGCUCGUUUGACAGUUUCAAAGCCAAGUAAGAAUGAUUUAGAGAAUUAUCCUUGUCCUCCUUAUAAGAUCAUUAUCUUGGAUGAGGCAGAUUCUAUGACUGCAGAUGCGCAAAGUGCAUUGCGUAGAACUAUGGAGACUUACUCUGGUGUUACUAGAUUUUGUCUUAUUUGUAAUUAUGUUACCAGGAUUAUUGAUCCGCUGGCUUCCAGAUGUUCUAAAUUUAGGUUUAAACCAUUGGAUGCUACGAAUUCUAUUGGUAGAUUGGAGUAUGUUGCUCGCGAAGAAUCUGUACAAUAUGAUGAUGAUGUUAUGAAAUGUAUUUUGGAUAUAUCAGAAGGUGAUUUAAGAAGAGCGAUAACGCUUUUGCAAUCUGCUUCCAAGCGCAUAUUGUAUACUGGUGAGAAGCAAGUCACUUCAGCUAGUGUGAAGGAAUUAGCAGGUGUUAUACCUGAUGAUGUAUUCCAAGUUGUUAUUGAUAAAGUUUCUAAGAAUGAUGUGAACGAAACUAUUGAAUAUGUUAAUGAAUUUAUCAAAAGCGGGUGGUCAGCUGCGUCUGUUAUUAAUCAAUUACAUGAUUAUUAUAUUACCAAUGAUGAGUUUAAUUCUGACUUUAAGAAUAAAGUUUCGUUAAUAUUAUUUGAAAUGGACUCAAAAUUGGCCAAUGGAACUAAUGAACAUAUUCAAUUAUUAAAUUUACUUGUUAAAAUUUCACAGAUAUGA